Molecule: messenger RNA, 7515 nt
Organism: Lytechinus variegatus (green sea urchin)
Lineage: Eukaryota; Metazoa; Echinodermata; Echinoidea; Temnopleuroida; Toxopneustidae
Gene: trhr
Product: thyrotropin-releasing hormone receptor-like
Exons: 7
Coding region: 1401-2717 (438 amino acids)
Biological process (GO): G protein-coupled receptor signaling pathway
Cellular component (GO): membrane
Molecular function (GO): thyrotropin-releasing hormone receptor activity
Source: RefSeq, a predicted model, not a curated record
AUAGACAAGGUGUUUGUAGUUUAUGACCUGGUAACAUUCAUGAAGCUAUUUGUGCUUUGUCAUGGAUAGGAUCAAUGACUUUAUGACACUUUUAUUUGAUACUUAGACCGGAAUGCAAUUGAUCGUCUCUUUAUUUCAUUAACACCAUCACCAUGGAUACAACUAGAAGACUAUAGCAAAACCACUUGGAACGCUUUCGCAGCCGGAUAGUUCUGAGGAUUGCACGAAGACCAGUGGCGCACGGCUCAUUUCGCCCAGCUUUGAAGGAGGUGCGAUAGACAGGAGUUUGGUGGGCGCAUUCUUCUCAGACCCCUAACCUUUGCGACGCUCUGUUGAUCUGUCUAACAAGUAUUGAUUUCAAAAAUCAAUAAAACAAAAUUAGACAGGGACAGUGAACGGAUUAUAGCUGUAAAGUAAACAUAACGCGUUGCCGUUGUGAUACCUAAUCUCCUAAUCUCGUAACUGGUUAUUACCAUAUACCGGGAUGGUAUGAGGAUAAAAUUAAACUAAAGACCAGUGGCACACGGCUCAUUUAUUUUCAUUGACUACCUCAGCAGGUCAGAGAAAACGAAUCUGGCGCAACUAUUCACCAUUACAUCCAGUAAUUUCAUGAAACAUUGUGCAACUGGAGAUCCUGAGGCCUGGACAUUCUGAUCAUUUUCAUAAGAACGAGGCACAUAACUCUUAAGACGGAGGCUCAUGGAGAUAUUGAACGCAGGAAAAUACAUCACAUAUAGUACAGAAUUCCCAUAGCUCUGUAGGUAACUGCACUGUUGGUUGAUUUCAAGAGAACUACUGCCAAUCUACAUUACGUCUUUGCUAAACAGAUUCUCUUAUCUUGGCCGGAUUUAUUCACCGUCCCCUUCCGCUGGAGACAGACCGCGCUAUUGUGAGGCGUAAGAUUUUCCCACGACGAGUCCAGUCGGGUUGCGAGUGACCCCUCGGGAACUGAGAUUUGAGUUUCCAUCCGACUUCGAGGAAUGCACACGGGCCUGGAGAAAACCUAACGUAUUAAUAGAUACUUUGAGAAGGAAUCUGUGAGGAAUAUCGGGUCUUUCUACUUGCUUCUUGGUAGAUAACAUAUUCACAUCUUCAUUAGAUAGGCACUGUGUGGAGGGAUUGAAAGGCGUCAUUAAUCACUGUUUUCCACCAUGACAACUCGUUAAAAUGAUAUUGUAUAAUUUUUAUCUUUAUUCAUCAACCGCCAUAAGCCUUGUGAAGUUCACAAUGGAUAAAGCGUGAAUUAAAUUGAAAAGACGUCUUUAAUCGACCUCGCGUCUGAUUAAUAUAUUUCGGAUUGUGGAUGAUUAAUCGUAGUGAUUAUAUUUCAGUUCACAAAUCCAAAAAUAUUGUGUUACUAAUAAAUCAACGUAUUUUCAGUAUCAUCUUUAUACAUAAUCAUGGAUGGGAUCACGGUUGGAGUAGUGCCCACUGCUGUUACAGAGGUGAACGUCUAUCAAACAGUCAUUGUCGAUGUCACUCCAAACAUGUCGCUUCUGACUCCAAAUGCCACCCGAGCAUUGCCUGAACUCGAAUAUUACACCCUUGAUUACAAGAUCAUAGCGACGAUAUUCUACUUGAUCCUUGGCGCAGCUGCAAUCAUCGGCAACGCGAUGGUGAUCAUUGUCGUUCUAAGAGUGUCUCACAUGCGGACGCCGACAAACUGUUACCUGGUGAGCCUCGCUAUUGCCGAUUCCAUGGUCGGAGCCAUUACCAUCAUGAUGCAUUCCGUACCGGAGAAUCUGCUACCAAAGAAUGCAUUCAUCUACGGUGCCGCCGGCUGUCACUCCAUCAUCGCCCUCGAGUAUCUGGCUUUCAAUGUAUCGGCUUUGUCAAUCACUGCUUUCACUAUUGAACGGUACAUAGCUAUCUGCCAUCCGAUGAAGGCCCACAUCAUCUGCUCCGUGUCAAGGGCCACUAAGAUCAUCAUAACUCUCUGGGUAUUCGAAAUCAUUUACUGCUCACAGUGGUGCUUCUUACUCGAGUACAGAGAACAGGAGUACGUCGGUGGACAUAUCUUUGGGCGUUGCUGGUAUCACAUGGACAAAGUAGCCUACAUCAAUGGUGUUUAUUUAGUGGACUGUUUCUUAUAUUACAUCGUUCCGGUUGGUGUUUGCAUCCCUCUGUAUGCGAUCAUUGGGCGGGUUCUCUUCAGAAGUACUAUGACACAGAAUGGCAUAAGGAGGGGCUACGAGGUUGGUUCGAGGGAGAAGGAGAAUGGAAAUACGACACGGUUGCGUCUCAUGAGAUCGAACGAAGGCAGUAACGGAAGUAACUCACCAAGACGGUGUAAGGAUUCAGGAAGCACAGCUGUCUCCUCCAGAAAACAGGUUAUUAAGAUGCUGGUGAUAGUGGUUGCCCUGUUUGGUAUUCUUUGGGCACCUUAUCGUAUGCUAGUCGUCUUUAACUGGUUCAACACACCGGCCAAGCAGUACUACAACGAAUGGUUCCUCUUCUUCUGCCGCACCUGCCUCUACCUGAACAGUGUGGUAAACCCGAUCCUCUACAACUUCAUGUCCAUCAAGUUCCGACGGGCCUUCACCAAGCUCUGCACCUGCCGCGCUCUUGACCGCAAUCAGUUUACCUGGAUGUCUAACAACGACCCCGACAACACGGCCACCACUAGGGCGAUCCGAAUGAGCUCUACUACCAAUUUCGAGACAACUAGGAAACACUGCGGACACUACAACGCCAAUCCCAACACGUCGGCUAUCUAAACAAAACGGAACAACUUCUUCCAAGGUACGCCACCAGAUCAGGUUCCAUCUACUGCGCCUACCAGGUCCUGAUCGCGUUGCACGAUGAAUUCGGUGUCUGCGGUGUCGGGUUAACACCGUAUAAUCACAAGGGUUGCUUCCCAUGCAACCAGAUCUGUGAGUUCUUGCUGAGAAUAUUUCAAUAAAUUUCAGCGGCUCAGGUUUUGGACCGACAUGGAAAAGGGCGAUGAGCCUGAAGUUCGGCUUGCCCUUCAUGACGUGCAGCGAGUGGCCAGUAUCUAACCUUGACAUUAGUAGCCUUUGAAACGCUUUGCUCGGUAGAGACAGGAAGAAUAUACACGACAGGAAAGAUGAUACAUGUUUGCUUUUACAUGCUUUGCACACUGCACAGUAUUAUUCGUGGAAAACAUCAUGGUAGCCUACCGAAGCAUAAAGUUCAUCUCAUUCAAAAGAAGGGAUCAUCACUCCCUUGAACUUUUAGAGUUGGUAUCCUGUGCCAAGUAAAAGAAACUGUCCCAUUUCCAUAUUUAUAGAAAAAGGGCCGUCACCGAGUAAGAAGAAUCAUACGCAGAUAUAUGUGUCAUGUGUAAGGAGAGAUGUUAUUACAUUGCAAGUAUUUAAGUGGUGAUUGGCUGUUCACUGGUCACGUGAGCUUGCAUGAUGCUCAAAUCUCACUGGAUGAAUUAGUCCACACUGUUAAAUACCUGGUCCACCCCCCCCCCCAAAAAAAAAAGAAGAAGAUUCGUUGACCUAACAGGAAAGGUCAAACAAGCAUAGCAUUGAGAACUUAAUCGAGAUCGGUUCUAAAAUAAUUCAAUGCUGGAAAACAUUGUUUCAUUUCUUAUGAAGCAUGCAAAAUCAGAAUUUAUAUUAGUUUAUUGUAACCAAGGGGGAGCUUCUUUAUCAUAUAAUCUUAAAGCAAAUUUCGCUAGAGAUAUGCACAUUAUAUAAAAUGUACUAGUGAGGAAGGAUUGAAUAUCAAAUGCACAAUUGCUUACAGCCAAACAUUUAAAACAGUGUUCGAUACCUCAAGAAGCAUAAAGUCAAAAUUCAUUACAUUUUGUUGUGAUUAAGUGGGGAACUUCAUUAUUAUUAUCAAAUAUUUAAAAUCUGACAUAUUGGAUAUUACCUCUCAUGAAUUAAAAGAAAAGGAAAUCGUGAGUCCGUGGUAUCAUAUUUUCCCUAUACCUGUAUACCGCAAAGAAUGUGUAUAUAACUGUUUGUGAAGUUAAGCAAAAUAAAUAAAUAAAAUGCCAAGUUUUCCCGUUUUUCAUAUCGAAUAUGUUUGAUGGAUAAUAUUUCAAACGCAUACGCACUCUAUGGGGAAACUUAUAACUGAAGGGGACUUGACAUUAUCUAUAAAACAAUAUGUUUCUUAAAAAAACAUAAAACUUAAAACAAAUAGAACUUAAUUUAAUUACUCUUCUUAUUAAAGCGAAGAAUAAAUCUAAUUCUUUAUCUCUCCCCAUCCCCUCCCCCCUCAUUUUCCCAGAGUGACGGGAUUUAAGAAUGAUGAAUCCCUUCUUAAUUCAUAACUAAACCGACAUAAUCGAAUUUAGUGAUUUAAGCAGGGGUAUUACGCACCGGGCAAAUAUUAUUGAUCAUGUUGAUUGAUUUCAGAAGGUAUUUAUUUGUUUAAAAAGUGAAGUUCAAUGUAUUUAUGUUGCAUUCUUACCUCUUAAAAAGAUUUAAUAUGUUGCAAAUCUAUGAAAAUGUAUUUUCUGUAAAUCUGAUGCGAAUCUUGUACAUAAUAGUAUGUAAAGAAUCUUGCAAAUGUUGCAAAAUGUCUCUGUAAUACGCCGUCAAAUAAUUUGGAUGUGUUUGCUGAGUAGUCAGAUGAGAAUUGGCGUCUAAAACCGAUUAUGUUCUUUUCCAUUUUUUUCUUUCUUUCAGGGGGUCUUAAUAUAUUUCUCUAUAUGUUUUACAAUUACGUUAGCCUCUUCAAUUAUGUGUGUUGUCAUCAAUAUGUAUGUCUUUGUAAUAUCCAAUAUAUUUCGUGUAACCAGCAGAGAAGGUAAUAAUGUAUUUGAAAGAAUAAUGUCAGACAUGAGAUUGGGGAGGGGUAUUUUGUAGUAGGCCUGGAUUUCAAAGUAACAGUGAUUGAAAUUCGGGGAAAUGACUUAAUUUAAAGUUUUGAUAAAGACUUGAGGAUAUUACAUACAUUCAAUUAUUUAUUUUGAGAAUAUUACAAACAAAUAUCAUUAACAGAUCCUAUAGGUUCAGGCAGCCUAGGCAAUAAGAACAUUAUGGGUUACCGUCAUUGGAUACCAACAAAGUAGAUAAAUAACAGAAUAAGUUGGUGAAUAAAAGAAAAUAAAGAAAUGAAAUAAACAUUAAGGAUUCUUUGAAGUCUCAGGUUCUUAUGGAUUCUGGUAUCAUGAAAAUUAAUAUGUGACAGGGAAUAAACUGCCGUUUGGCUGGAAAAAACAAGACGUUUUCAUUGACUAACAUUGGGAAUUUACACCGUAGAGAAGACAACCAAUAUCUAAUAAAUGAAUGCAAAAACUCUAUCAACAGGAACAAAUGUAAGUUUGCUCAUCUAAGAAUAAAUCAAUCUUCAUAUUGACCACCACUCUUGUAAUCUAUCUAUAUAUAUGACGACGAAUAUCACUAUGCUGAUGACCACCACUUUGGACAUGUUGGACACUUACGCAGAAGACGACAUCUUGAUUGACCACGCAGCUCUUGACACUAUCACGCCGAAGAAAAACAAUUAUUCAAUUAUUGACUACUAGUUUUGGUAUUUACAACCAAUAACACAACUGUUCAUUCAUGUCAAUUGACUAUCAGUUCUUACAUUUUCACCCAAGGGCACAACUGUUUACUGAACUAUCAAUUCUGACAUUUACGUUUAAGAACGCAACUUUUCGAUUGACAAUCAGUUCUGACUUUACGCCAAAGUACACAAAUACUCAGUUGACUACAUCCAUGACACCUCUGACAUUUUUCGCCCAGUAACACAACUUUUCAAUUGACAACCAGUUCUGACUCUUACGCACAGGGACACAAGUAUUCAAAUGACUAUCAGUUCUGACAUUUUCGCCAAACAAUACGUCUGUUAUGCUUAUUGACUAUCACUUCUGACAAUUACGCAAAGGAACUGUCCAUACGGAUAUUUAUGGCCAAGAACACAACUAUUUCAUUUACUAUCAGUUCUGACACUUAUGUUUAGGAACACAGCUAUUCGAGUGAUAAUGAGUUCUGACAUUUACGCCCAAGAACACGACUACUGAAUUGAUUAUCAUUUGUAACAUGUACGACCAAGUACACAGUUUCGAUGUUCACGCAUAAAAAUACAACUAUUGGCUACCAGUUAUGACAUUUACCAAUGUAUACGCACAAUGACACAACUAUUGAAUAUGACUAUUAUUGCUAACACAGCUUUUUCGAUUGAAUACCAGUUUUGACAUGUUUGCCCAAGAACACAGCUCUGACAUUUACUCACAAGGAAACAACUAUUCGAUAGACUAUCAGUUCUACCAAUUACGCUAAAGAACGCACCUAUUCCAUUAAGUAUCAGCUCUAAAAUUUGAGCCCAAGAAUACAAAUAUUCCAUUGACUAUAAUUUCUUACAUUUACGCCCAAGAACAUAGCUAAUUAAAUGAUUAUUAGUUCUGAUAUUACGCUUAGGAACACAACUCCGCGAUUGACAAUCAGUUCUGACAUUUACGCCCAAGAACACAAUUGACUAUCAGUUCUGACAUUUACGCCCCAAAACACAAAUGACUAUCAGUUCUGACAUUUACGCCCCAAAACACAAAUGACUAUCAGUUCUGACAGUUACGCCCAAGAACACAAUUGACUAUCAGUUUUGACAUUUACGCCCCAAAACACAAAUGACUAUCAGUUCUGACAGUUACGCCCAAGAACACAAUUGACUAUCAGUUUUGACAUGUACGCCCAAGAACACAAUUGACUAUCCGUUCUGACAUUUAUGCCCAAGAACACAACAAUCAGUUCUGACAUUUACGCCCAAGAACACAACUGACUAUCAGUUUUGACAUUUACGCCCAAGAACACAAUUGACUAUCCGUUCUGACAUUUACGCCCGAGAAGACAACUGACUAUCAGUUCUGACGUUUACGCCCAAGAACACAAUUGACUAUCAGUUUUGACAUGUACGCCCAAGAACACAAUUGACUAUUAGAUUUGACAUUUAUGCCCAAGAACGCAAAUGACUAUGAGCUCUGACAUUUACAAAAAAGAAAAACAAUUAUUCAAUUGACAAACGGUCCAUCCAUUUACGCCCAAGAUUAGACGAAUAUCAGUUUGGACCUUUGUCCCAGAGACGAAUACUCUCUUGGUCAUUGCUUUGGACAUGGCAUCAAAUAAAUUCAUGAAUGCUGAAGAAGUCAUUUGCCAAAUUGACUACCACUGUUAACAUUAGAAUAUUGACUGCAAAGUAGAGGAUACUCAACUCACGUAUACGUGCAAAGUAGAGAAUACUCAACUCACGUAUACGUGAUUUGGCGUGAAGUUAUUAAGUUGAUAGUAUACUAUCAAGUUUGCAACUUCACGCCAAAUAAUUUGGAUUUUACGCCGAAGAAAACGAAUUAUGGUUGUGGUUUAAUUUUCAGUUACGAUUAAUGCUUGAUCGACCGAUCGAUUAUCAUUAAUGUUUAAUUCCAAUCGAUUCAAAAUCGACAAAACCUUUUACAUUAUCACCAAUAUCCAUGACUCGUGAGUAAUUCCGCCAAAGAAGGCGUGUUACCGAUCCGGACAGUUACGCUCAGCAAAAAAAAGUACCAAUGUGAUGACCACAAUCAUCUUAACAUCUAGGCCGAAAAGGACUACUAUA